AUGGAUCCCUCGAAGCGUCUUCCCGGUAGCAAGCCGACAUUGCCCAGCUUCAGAGAGAUGUUCUCAGAUGUAUCGUUCAAUGUAUCGGAACGCCGGCGACAGAAUACCCAAGGCCACGGACCGCAUGCAUUGUCGUCGAGGCACGGAAGCAGGUUCUACCAGCGGUGCUUGGGGCGGAAGCUCUCACCAUCCGGACAUGGCCCUGCGACCGCUCGCGACUGCCACCCCCGCCAGCCAUCCGCCAGCCCUCCUACAUCCCUCGUUUCCGGUACCUCAUGCCCACUCUCCUGCCCGCUCACCACUUCCACCCCCGGGAACACGAGUCCCAGCCCUCCAUUACCCAGCUCCCCGGGGUCGAUGGCGAGACGUUCCGUCGAGUCGCUGUUAUCCUCCGCAUCCGCAUCAGCGCAAGCACCGGACCCGAGCCAGCACCCCAACCUCCCGACGUACCACCUCUCCGCAGAGGAGUGCCCGCCCGGGGACGACCGGCGGCACGCGUGCGGGAUCUGCCACCGCCGCUUCAGCCGCCCCAGCAGCCUGCACACGCACAUGAACGCGCACACGGGCGCGCAACGCCGCCUGGUCCCGCUGCGGCGCCGGCCUGCCGCCCCUUCCGGCCUCGCCCCUCCUCACCCCGGACCUCGUCUCCCUGCGCCAUACGCGUUUCGAGUUUCGAGUUUCGUGUCUCCAUUCCCGCUCUCGCGCCACCUCCGUCCGGACGCCGCUGACCCCGCGCACCUCUCGUCAGCGUACAAGUGCCCGUUCCCGGGUUGCGCGCGCCGCUUCAGCGUCAACUCGAACAUGCGCCGCCACUGCCGUAACCACCGCGGGGGCGCGGCGCUGUCCAAGGCGCCACUCCCGCCGCGCGCGGGUGCGCUCCAGCACCAGCACCCGCGCGACAGCGAGGAGGAGGACGAGCUGUCGGAGCCCGAGUAG
This is a messenger RNA of Epithele typhae, 936 nucleotides long. RefSeq lists its product as uncharacterized. Bases 1 to 936 code for a protein of 311 amino acids. The transcript is spliced from 4 exons. The record is from RefSeq and is a predicted model, not a curated record. NCBI's taxonomy places the organism in Eukaryota, Fungi, Basidiomycota, Agaricomycetes, Polyporales, Epitheliaceae.